Messenger RNA from Condylostylus longicornis, 1134 nucleotides. RefSeq names its product protein kinase 4-like. The transcript is spliced from 6 exons. The record is from RefSeq and is a predicted model, not a curated record. NCBI's taxonomy places the organism in Eukaryota, Metazoa, Arthropoda, Insecta, Diptera, Dolichopodidae. The coding region runs from base 1 to 1134 and encodes 377 amino acids.
AUGAGCACAAGCUCUUUGCAUUUGAAUCAAAAUAGGUUAAUACCAGUUGAAUUAUCAACAUUAAAUUCAUAUCGAAGGCAACAGCUACCAUCAUCAUCAUCAUUAUUAAAUGAUCAUCAUCAUUAUCAUAAUGAUCAAUAUCAUCAGACAAGAUCAAUACGUGAUCGACAACCUAAUAAAAGAUCACAAUUACAACAGCAACAGCAUCGUAUAGUUAAAUCAAUUGAAUUAAAUGAUGAUGAUGAUGAUUUUGGUCUAAUAAAUAGUGAAUAUUUACCACAUUUACAUCGGUAUCAACCAUUAAAUCUACAACAGCAACAACAACAAGAACAGCAACAACAGCAACAACAGUUGCAAUUACAACAGCAAAGAAAUAAUAAUAAUAAUAAUAAUUUACCACCAACAUCAUCAUUCUUUAAUAGCCAUAAUCAAUUUAAUGGUAGAUUUACUGGUUCGUCAUUACCAUCAUCAACAAUAACAUCACCAUAUGAUUAUCAAAAAUUAUUACCAAUUUCAAUGCAUCAUUUAUUACAACAUCAUCCAUCAUUACCAUUAAAUAUUCGUGGUAAUGUUGAUGAAGGUGGCGGUAUCAGUAGUAGCAGUAUCACCAUUAAUAAUGAUUUUAUUGAUAAUGGUAAUAGUAGAGAUUCUACUGGAAUCGGUUUAGGCACUGGAAAUCUUAAUAAUCCAUUUUAUGAUACAAAUAACAGAAACAGUCAAAUUGGUUUAAUGAACAGCAAUGAUAAUAGUAAUAAUAAAAAUAGCUUAACAUCAUUAGAUCAACAGACAUCUUCAUUAUCAUCAUCAUCGAAUGAAGAAUAUGAUUUAAAAGAUGAUUAUAAAAAUCGAAGAUUAUCAAGUUCUUUAGGAUCAUCAACAACAUCAGCAUUAGAUAAUCGAAUUAAACAGAAAGAAGAAAAAAUUAAACUUGAAUUAUUAAAAAGACAACAGCAAUUAAAAAAGAUAACAAAUGGUAAAUCUGGUGGAAAACAAAAUGAACAAAAACGACAAAAAAUGCAAAAAGAUCAACAGGUAUCGAAUGAUUAUUCGACAAGAAAACGUUCAAUAACAAUUAUGAAAGCUUGGUCUUGUUUUUUAAUUAAUCAUAUGCAGAGGCAUAAUACAAUUAAUUAA